GAAUGGAACAAGACGGGCGUAAUUUCAACAACAUUGAAGGGCAAUUUGGUAAGUGGGAUACCUAUAAUAUUGAGCGUGUGGCUGCGGAAAAAGGUGUUGGGUGCACCAUCGGAGAGAGAAACAGAAUCCGAAGAAACUCUCUUUCUGUCUCUCUCUUGAACAAAUGGCGUCAGAUCCGAAAAUUCAUGCAUUUGAGGAUGUCGCCAAACACAACAAGACCAAAGAUUGCUGGCUUAUCAUUAGCGGAAAGGUGUAUGAUGUAACUCCAUUCAUGGAUGAUCAUCCAGGUGGUGACGAAGUUUUACUUUCAGCAACUGGGAAAGAUGCAACAAAUGACUUUGAAGAUGUUGGCCACAGCGAUUCUGCUAGAGAGAUGAUGGAUAAGUAUUACAUCGGGGAAAUCGACAUGUCAACAGUUCCCCUAAAACGCGCUUAUAUUCCACCACAACAAGCUGCGUACAAUCCAGACAAGACUCCAGAAUUCAUUAUCAAAAUUCUACAGUUCCUUGUACCCAUCUUGAUCUUGGGCUUGGCCUUUACAGUACGACACUACACCAAGGAGAAGUAAUUUGAAUCCAAUCUGCAUCAGGCCUCUUUUUAUUCUUAUUACUUGGUUGUUGAAAGAACACUUGUUUUAGUUCAAUAUCGAGCUGCAACAACUGGAUGCGGUCAUCAAUUUUUUACUGUGCUUUACAAUUGCUGUGUCUGAUGCCUCUUGGAAACACUAGACUUGGCUUGUGUUUAUUAGAUAUUUGAGAAUAUUUCUCCUU
Molecule: messenger RNA, 770 nt
Organism: Lycium ferocissimum
Lineage: Eukaryota; Viridiplantae; Streptophyta; Magnoliopsida; Solanales; Solanaceae
Product: cytochrome b5
Exons: 4
Coding region: 164-568 (134 amino acids)
Cellular component (GO): intracellular membrane-bounded organelle; membrane
Molecular function (GO): heme binding
Source: RefSeq, a predicted model, not a curated record